Orycteropus afer afer is the source of this 765-nucleotide messenger RNA. Its product is annotated as HLA class II histocompatibility antigen, DO alpha chain. The transcript is spliced from 4 exons. Bases 1 to 765 code for a protein of 254 amino acids. Gene Ontology annotation, cellular component: MHC class II protein complex; membrane. Gene Ontology annotation, biological process: positive regulation of T cell activation; immune response; immunoglobulin production involved in immunoglobulin-mediated immune response. The record is from RefSeq and is a predicted model, not a curated record. Gene Ontology annotation, molecular function: MHC class II protein complex binding. NCBI's taxonomy places the organism in Eukaryota, Metazoa, Chordata, Mammalia, Tubulidentata, Orycteropodidae.
AUGGUCCUCAGUGGUGUGCUAGCUCUGGGACUCCACAUCUCGAUGACCCUCCUGAGCCCCCAGGAAACAGGAGCCAUCCAAGCUGACCACAUGGGCUCCUACGGACCAGCCUUCUACCAGUCUUAUGGUGCCUCGGGUCAGUUCACCCAUGAAUUUGAUGGGGAACAACUCUUCUCUGUAGACUUGAAGACAAAGGAGGCUGUGUGGCGUCUGCCUGAGUUUGGCAAUUUUGCCCACUUUGACCCACAGGGUGGGCUGGCCAGCAUCACUGUGAUCAAAGCCCAUCUGGACAUCUUGAUGGAACGCUCCAACCGCACCAGAGCAACCAAUGUGCCUCCAAAGGUGACUGUGCUCCCCAAGUAUCGAGUGGAGCUAGGCCAGCCCAACAUCCUCAUCUGCAUCGUGGACAACAUCUUCCCCCCUGUGAUCAACAUCACCUGGCUGCGCAAUGGUUGGACAAUCACUGAGGGUGUGGCCCAAACCAGUUUCUAUUCCAGGCCUGACCAUUUGUUCCUCAAGUUCCACUACUUACCCUUCGUGCCCACAGCAGAUGACGUCUAUGACUGCAAGGUGGAACACUGGGGCCUGGAUGAGCCACUCCUUAAGCACUGGGAGCCCUACAUGCCUACUCCACUACCAGACACCACAGAGACUCUAGUCUGUGCCCUGGGCCUGGCAGUGGGCCUGAUGGGCUUCCUCACAGGCACCAUCCUUAUCAUCAGUGGCAAAUGCUGGUCCAGAGUUCCCAGGUGCACAGAGCUCUAG